AUGCAAAGAGAUGAUAACCACAAGCUAGAGGAGCAACAUAAUGAUUUCUCGGACGUCGUUCAAGGUGAAGAUUUGGAAUUUCGUAAAUCUCACGAACUUACGUUUCCCAUAACUCAUAGAAUAGAUACAUUGGGAGAAAUACCACCUCCUUCAAUCCUUACAAAAUUUUCAAAUAACCAAUUAAUCACAAUUGCAGGUGCAGCAUCGGGUUUUUUGGCUGGUGUGGUUGUCUGUCCGCUUGACGUGGUAAAGACAAGAUUACAAGCACAAGGUACAUUGGGUAAGAAUUUAAAAUACAAUGGGUUUCUUAACACAUUUAAAACAAUUAUAAGAGAAGAAGGCGUUAGAGGGUUGUACAGGGGAUUGGUACCAACUAUGAUUGGUUAUUUACCUACAUGGACAAUAUAUUUCACAGUGUAUGAGCAAGCUAAGCGAUUCUAUCCGGGUUUCUUGAAGAACUACAAUAUUGAGAACCCAUCGAUAAUACAUUUUUGUUCAGCAUUAUCAGCAGGAAUGACAAGUUCAAUAGCAGUUAAUCCAAUUUGGGUUGUGAAAACAAGAUUGAUGGUUCAAAAUGGACAGGAAAAGAAAAAUGAGGUUUAUUACAAGGGAACUAUAGAUGCAAUUAAAAAGAUGUACAAAAGUGAGGGGAUAAGAGCUUUCUAUAGUGGGUUGAUACCGUCAUUGUUUGGAUUGUUACAUGUUGGGAUCCAUUUCCCUGUUUAUGAGAAAUUGAAGACCAUUUUUCAUUGUAAUUUGAAUUCUGGAGAUCAGGGAUCAACUUUGAAAUUAUGGAGUCUAAUAGCAGCUUCUUCGAUUUCAAAAAUGAUUGCAAGUACCAUUACUUACCCACAUGAAAUUUUAAGAACAAGAAUGCAGUUGCGUCAAGACACAGGAAAGCAUAAAUCGUUGUUAAAGACCAUAUCUUCUAUCUUUCGUAAUGAAGGAUUGAGAGGGUUUUAUGCUGGGUAUUUUACAAACUUGACUAGAACUGUUCCUGCCAGUGCUGUGACAUUGGUCAGUUUUGAAUAUUUCAAAACAUAUUUAUUAGAAAUGAGUGGGAAACUAAAUAAAAAAUUUACUCAAUAA
Candida tropicalis MYA-3404 is the source of this 1089-nucleotide messenger RNA. RefSeq names its product NAD+ transporter. The coding region runs from base 1 to 1089 and encodes 362 amino acids. Lineage: Eukaryota; Fungi; Ascomycota; Pichiomycetes; Serinales; Debaryomycetaceae. Gene Ontology annotation, biological process: NAD transmembrane transport. The record is from RefSeq and is a predicted model, not a curated record. Gene Ontology annotation, molecular function: NAD transmembrane transporter activity. The transcript has a single exon.